Messenger RNA from Phoenix dactylifera (date palm), 2849 nucleotides. RefSeq lists its product as uncharacterized. Lineage: Eukaryota; Viridiplantae; Streptophyta; Magnoliopsida; Arecales; Arecaceae. Gene Ontology annotation, biological process: protein-DNA covalent cross-linking repair. The record is from RefSeq and is a predicted model, not a curated record. Gene Ontology annotation, molecular function: single-stranded DNA binding.
ACUCGACACCUUGGUGUUCCUCCUCGUUAUAUAAUAAAUUUUUUCCCGCCCCACUCUCGAUUAGAAGAUCAAGUCCCCAAGGUCGUCGGCGGACGGAGGGAGAGACAGAAAGAAGAGGAUGUGCGGAAGGGCUCGUUGCACUCUCAAUCCUGGCCAGGUCGCCCAGGCCUGCCGCCUCGCCGACGGCGGCGGCGACGCCUCCUCCAUCCCCACCCUCCAAAUGGAUCGGUACUCUCGAGUCAAUCUUGAAUGUUCUUCCUAUAUUCCCAUUAAUUUCGAGGAAUUAACUUACCGCCCGUCGUAUAAUGUCUCGCCGGGGGCGUACCUGCCGGUGGUGGCGGCGCGGAAGGAGGCGAAGGGUUCGGGUGAAGGUCGAGAGGCCCCGGUCAUCCACUGCAUGAAGUGGGGCCUGGUUCCUAGCUUUACUAAGAAGACCGAGAAGCCCGACCACUUUAAAAUGUUCAAUGCUAGAUCAGAGUCAAUAAAGGAGAAGGCUUCCUUUCGUCGACUUAUUCCUACCAAUCGAUGCCUUGUGGCAGUAGAAGGAUUCUAUGAGUGGAAGAAAGAUGGAUCAAGAAAGCAGCCAUAUUAUAUACAUUUUAAGGAUCACAGACCUCUUGUGUUUGCCGCUCUUUAUGAUUCUUGGGUUAAUUCAGAAGGAGAGAUUCUUCACACUUUCACUAUUUUGACAACUCGCUCCUCAACAGCCUUGCAGUGGCUUCAUGAUAGAAUGCCCGUGAUCUUGGGAAAUAAGGGCUCCAUUGAUGUUUGGCUAGAAAAAUCCACACCAAAGCUUGAAGCUGUCCUUGGGCCAUAUGAAGAUUCUGAUCUGGUUUGGUACCCUGUGACCACUGCAGUCGGUAAACCAUCCUUUGAUGGCCCUGAGUGCAUUAAAGAGAUAAAGCUGAAAUCUACUGGUGAAAACCCAAUGUCAAAGUUCUUCGCAAAAAAGAAAGUUGAUAAAAGCCAGUCAGAACCAGAACACAAGAAAUCAUCCAAUGAAUUUCCACAAACGGAUGCUUUUGGUAGUGUCAAAGAUGAACCUGAUGCUGAAGAAACUGAAGAACUCACUAAGGAGGAAAAGAAUGGCAAGUCCGAUCACUUUGCACCACCCAAAGGGGAAACCAUUGGACCAGAUGUUUGUGGUAUUAAACGAGAAUUUGAGGAAAUGGCAACUAAUUCUAUAUCUCAGACUGAGACUGCGAUUGUCCUGCCUGCCAGUCCAGUGAAGAAGGGAAAAAGUGUCAAGAGCACUGGUGAUAGACAAGCAUCACUGCUUUCAUAUUUUGGGAAACGCUAGAGCUUGUUGCAUCGACACUAGCUUGUUUUGUUUUUCUGUGUACGUUGUUGUCACAUGUCUUGUAUAAACUGGAAAAUCCUUAUAGUUUAUGGUGUCAAUCUUCCACUACUUUUGUAACAACUUGACCACUGAUGGAUGCUUUUUGUUGUAACUCCCACUAGGGCAUGCUUAUCAUACAUGUAAAGUUGAUCUAACCAAGGAAGAAAUUAACAGAAAAUCUGAUUUGAUAUAUGGCACAUAUGAUCAGCACACUGAGUUGUUGAUUACUUUGUCAGUCGGAUUAAAGUAGAACUGCUUUAUAAACAACAUCGAAAUUCAUUGCACCACCUUAAUUUCUUAUGAUAUUGGUUCCUCAGACAAAGGACGUACCAUUCACAAGAUCUGCACACUUUUAUUAUCUUUUACAGCUUUCAGCCGUUUGAUUUAGUUUCAUCCCAUAAAAAGUUGUGGUUAUGCAUGUCAGAUCAUCGCCAUUCGAUCAAUAAUGCAAAAGUAGUAUAAACCAAGUCAUGCAGACUUUAGGCCAGGCUUUGAGUGCCAAUUGAACACCAGAAUUAAAAUCACUAUCCGGGUACUUAGGGCGGGGAAUUGUGCACAUAAUAGCUGCUCCAGGCCUCGGACCCUCACCGUCUAAGCUUUUUACAGCACGGAGCAAUGGCCCUCAUCGUUAGUUAAUAUCAUAUUCCAAAAUUCAAUGCCUGAAAUUCAGAAUAGUAUUUGACAAAGCUCUAAAUGAAUUCAAAUAGUUGAAGCUUCGAAGAGAAAAUUAACAAAAAUAGUGUAAGAUAAUAAAUCUACUUAUACACUAAUUUCUUUUAAAAAUAGCUUGCUACAGAAAGGAAAAACAAAAGUGCAAAAACACUAUGAUCGCCUGCUAGCACCAUAUCAUGUCACGAAUUUUAUAGUUCCUAGGUAUCCAUAAGAAAAUUAUAAGUUAUAUAAUUAUAAAUAAACGACAAUUUCUAAUAUGAAUUUGAAUAUAAUCACAAGGUUGUUUAAGCAAGGAAAUAUAUGAAAGUAAUACAAGGGUACUUCAAAUUUGAAGAGUAUGAUUACCACAAUACCUUUCAUUGUCAGCGCAAGUAGUAACCAUCGAAAGCAAUUGGUGUUAGCUCCAUCAUUCAUGGUAAAGAAACAAAUCCAAUAAUCCCUUCAGCGAGUUGAACUUGACAAAGAUGAUUGUUUGAGAAUCUUAUCAAAACAUAAUAAGGCUUCUACUCUUCAUUUGUUAAGCAAUGCAAUAUAAGCUGUCCCGAUUAGCCAUGCCAUUGAAUUAGGUUGAGCUGGGUCUGGGCAGAUCAAGCCUAGGCUCUGCUAAAGUUUAAUUUUUCUUUCCUUUGUUUUUUAAAGGAAAGGAAAGAUGAGACCCAGUCAAAUUAUUAAAGAAUAAAGAAUAUCAUACAACUACAAACUCCUCCCAUGAAGGAGUGGAAAUCACAUUAACCGAUGCCAAACAGGUUGUCCUCUCUUUUACAACUGUCCGUAUUCUUUGAGUUGCAACAAAGUCUCCAGUCCUCAAGAAAAUUACAUACAUUGUCAAAUAAAAACU